AUGACUGAAGGUUGCCAGAAUCUACGCAAAAGACCAAGAUCUGUUAUGCAAGAGUCAUUUCCAAGCACCAGCAAGUUCAGAACUCAAUUGGAAAUGCAGAAGUUUUCUUACCCUUUUGGAAUAAAUACACUUGAAGGAAUCGAAGAAAUCUUUGAAAAAACUGGAAUAUGGCUCAUGGUAUUCAGUUCAGAUAUUUGUGUCAAUGAUAACAAAACUGGAGAAUUCGCAGAAACUUACUUUCAAUCGUCACAGUGUUUGUGGUAUGAUAUAAUAGAUUAUGCUCUGCUGCCAAUUGCAAAAAAAGAAAAGAUACCACCCAAGCAAUUCAAAAGUUCUAAGAAGGAAGUAAUAAAACUUCCAACAGGCAAGGAACAGCUCGAUAAAUAUACAAUCGUUGUCUUAUUGCGAUUGAAAAAGAAGGCAUCAAAUGAAAAAAGAAGGACUUAUGUGCUCAAUUUUUGUUCUAAAAAAGAUCCACAGCAAUCAAUUGCAAUACUUUCUAAAUAUUGGGGUAAAUCUCAUGGUGAAUUCUUAUUUCUUCAUAAAAUGAACUCAGCAAAAUUUCUUCCAAAACAACUUGAAUAUAAUAGUCAUCUUGUUAUAAAUCGUCUUGGUGAAUUUUACCUUUGUAUACCUGAGCCACUUAAAAUACGGGCUGAGAACCAAGGUCCUUUAUUGUCAGAAAAUCAAGAAAAG
Messenger RNA from Racocetra persica, 696 nucleotides. Lineage: Eukaryota; Fungi; Glomeromycota; Glomeromycetes; Diversisporales; Gigasporaceae. The record is from the annotation of a GenBank genome assembly.